CCGGGGAUAAAACCUGACAUAGAAGGACACUCGCGACAGGAUCACAGGAUUUCUAUAAGGUAAUGGCUAGUGCUGAACCUUGGGUUGGAUCCUGGAGGCCCCACAAGCCAAGAGGGCCUAUAGCCGCUCUCUAUCGUAGCCCGGGACCCAAGUAUGCACUGCCUGGACUCACAGGUGUCAAUAAACAUGACCCUACCAAAUACAAAGCACCAGUGUUCAGCUUAGGUAAACUUCAUAACCAGACCAGUCCUGAUUGCUCCCCUGGACCAAGAUACCUUGUUCCCUCCAACAUCACCAGAGAUGGCCGAGACGGCACUCCUGCAUUUUCUCUCCACAGUCGCCCAAAGGAGCCAAGAUUGUUCCAGGCCCCUGGACCAGGCCGCUACUCCCCAGAGCGUUCAGGAAGGUCCAUCUUCCGCUCUGCUCCUGCUUAUUCUCUGUCUGGGAGGAGCAAAGACAUGAGCACUCACAAAACACCUGGUCCAGCCUCGUACAAUCUGCCUCCUGUGCUGGGGCCCAAAACUGUGGCUACAUCUGCAGCUCCCACCUACUCCCUCUGUGGCCGCAGCAAAACUGGAAGCUUCCAUGAGGAUCUGAAGAAGACUCCUGGCCCUGCUGCCUACAAAGUUGUGGACCCUUGUAUUUACAGGCAAAAACCACCCCAUUUCAGCAUGACAGGCCGCAACUUUGCUCCUGGUGAAACUACAAGGAAACCAGGACCUGGCACGCACUAUCCUGAGAAUGUGACCGUCACAAGAGCAAAAGCUCCAAGCUUCUCCUUUGGACUGCGUCACUCAGAAUACAUCUCACCCCUCAUAGUAGAUGUGGCUGAAUAAUGCCACAUAUCAUCUCUUAUUUCAAAUGAAAAAUUCACACAGCAUGAACGAAUAAAGACAAAAGGCAAACUACUCAGAAUUACUGAGAUCAUAUUUUUUUGCCACAGUAAUGGACCUUGUUGUAUUGGUACUUGUCACUUUGUCAGGUUUAUGACCACUAUCAGUAUUUAAGUAAAUUACACUUAAUUAAAAAUAUUUCAUUAGCAGCACAUCUGAGAUUUGUAUUAAUGUAACAUAAUUUUUAAGCCAAUUUUAUUUUUCAGGUAAGCCAUUUCUCAGUAUGGUAAAACAUAAAAAGUCAUAGUGUAGU
This is a messenger RNA of Seriola dumerili (greater amberjack), 1146 nucleotides long. It is a transcript of the gene cimap1b, whose product is annotated as outer dense fiber protein 3-like. The record is from RefSeq and is a predicted model, not a curated record. The coding region runs from base 63 to 836 and encodes 257 amino acids. NCBI's taxonomy places the organism in Eukaryota, Metazoa, Chordata, Actinopteri, Carangiformes, Carangidae. The transcript has 7 exons. Gene Ontology annotation, cellular component: cytoskeleton.